This is a messenger RNA of Mytilinidion resinicola, 531 nucleotides long. RefSeq lists its product as uncharacterized. The record is from RefSeq and is a predicted model, not a curated record. NCBI's taxonomy places the organism in Eukaryota, Fungi, Ascomycota, Dothideomycetes, Mytilinidiales, Mytilinidiaceae. The transcript has a single exon. Bases 89 to 430 code for a protein of 113 amino acids.
GUUGGAGUCUUGUUUAUUGGGUCCUCUGUUUCAGCGAGGCGUUUGCUGCGAUUGGCGAAUCAGAGAACUGUAUUAGGUUGCACCCAACAUGAGGAAAAUAGUAGUGCAUGGCGCCUAUGCUGUCGAGGUAGUCACUGAAUGUCACCACCACAGUGCUUCUGCUCCGGUUCGUGCCUAUUCCCUAAAUCUCAUAAUAUGCCUUCUCAAUUUGUUCUCGUCACACUCCAACUCCGUAUCUCUACUCUUAACCUCGAUACCUCUUUCAAAGUGUUCGAACCAUACCCCACUCCCGGAAAUGCCAAUGCUUCUAGCCAUUUUUUCAUGCUAUAUGUCUAUAGCACUCUACCUUCAACUUCGCAUUCUCAGGUUUUCCAAGCCAGUUCAAGUAAUGAGUGUGAGAUGGAGUGAAAACACGGUAGGAGAGCCUUGACCCCUUUUCACAAAUCUCCCGGUGUCUGUACAAGACCUAAACCUGCAUCACUUGACCCAGAAACAAAGCUUUAUUAGUGAUACUUCUCCUGCAGUCUACAG